Messenger RNA from Cannabis sativa, 1476 nucleotides. RefSeq names its product ras-related protein RABA4d. Gene Ontology annotation, molecular function: GTPase activity; GTP binding. NCBI's taxonomy places the organism in Eukaryota, Viridiplantae, Streptophyta, Magnoliopsida, Rosales, Cannabaceae. Bases 292 to 963 code for a protein of 223 amino acids. Gene Ontology annotation, cellular component: endosome. The transcript has 2 exons. The record is from RefSeq and is a predicted model, not a curated record.
CUCCUAAAAUAGCUAUUCAUCAUUUUUCUCAAACUGCUUUCUCUCUUCUCCACUAACAAAUAUUCUUUCAAUCAAAUACUCACCAAUGUCCCAAAAUUUAUCAUUAACAUUCUAAUCACAUUCGAAUUUUUCAAAUCCUUGUUAUUAUUUUAAUUCAUGCUUUUUGAAUCCAUGUGUAAGAAAUUCAUCACUUGUAAAUUUUCCAAUUUUGAGCAAAUUAUUAUUUGUGAUCUUUUAUGUGAAAGAAGAAAGUGGUGAGGGAGGAAAUUAUCUAAUUUUGGUUUGAAGAGGAUGUCGAAUUUGUAUGGAGAUUAUAGUCAAAAGAUUGAUUAUGUAUUCAAAGUAGUGUUGAUUGGAGAUUCAGCUGUUGGGAAAACCCAACUCUUGGCUCGUUUUGCAAGGAACGAAUUUAGUAUUGAUUCUAAGGCCACAAUUGGGGUCGAAUUUCAGACCAAAACUCUAAUUAUUGAUCAAAAGACUGUUAAGGCACAAAUUUGGGAUACUGCUGGCCAAGAAAGGUACAGGGCAGUAACAAGUGCAUACUACAGAGGAGCAGUGGGGGCAAUGUUAGUAUACGACAUGACAAAACGACAGUCGUUUGAUCACAUGGCAAGGUGGUUAGAGGAAUUGAGGGGUCAUGCUGACAAGAACAUUGUGAUCAUGUUGAUUGGUAACAAAUGUGACUUAGGGAGUCUUAGAGCAGUGCCAACUGAGGAUGCUCAAGAGUUUGCUCAAAGAGAGAACCUAUUUUUUAUGGAGACAUCAGCACUUGAGUCCACUAAUGUUGAGACUGCAUUUUUGACUAUAUUAACAGAAAUAUAUAGGUUAAUAAGCAAGAAAACACUUACUGCUAGUGAUGAGGUUGAUUCAACUGGUACUUCAGGUCUUUUAAAGGGUACUAAAAUCAUUGUUCCUCUUCAAGAAGAGGGUCCAAGGAAAGGCUGCUGCUUUUCCUCAUCAUAAUUAUAACUUGUUUAAUUAAGUCAUUUUUUUUUUUUGUUUUCUCAUUUUUUGGAAAUUAAUAUGUUCCUUUUAGGUUGUUUUGUGUAAUUUUUUGUAGGAAAAUGAUUUAUAUAUAUAUGGUGUGAGCUUUCAUUUUGUGCUCACUUACUUGAAAUUAAUAACAAGGAGAGUAUUGUCUCAUGUUUUGAACUCACCAUCUACCUAAAAUCUUAUUUAUUGUUUUUUUUUCUUAACAAUGAAUAUUUCAUUGAAAAUGAAAAAUUAAUAGAGAAUUGAAUCAUAGGUAAUAAUAAGAACAUAAAAAUUCUAUGGUGGUCCGGCCCCAAAAUUAAAAAUGACACGUUCAAUUUAUAAGCUCACUGACCCCUGCAGGCGUUUUCGACUGGCUAUUUAACUCAUAAAUUACAUUUAAAUGUGUAAGCACUAAAACUCCAUAAUUAUAUCACUCUUCACCAGAUUAGAGAUCCAAAAAUCUUAAACCACAAGUAAUUAAUAUAUAGUUUACGUGUAUAC